AUAAGUGUGCGUGACUGUGAAGGGGAGACUCGUGGGUACCCAGAGAACCCUUUUUGAUUCAGAUAUCUAGAGGGCGGAGGUCAAGAGACCCUUUGAGAAUAACUAUGCCAGUCCUUUCCUCUGACAAGGAUUCCUUAGGUCGUCUAGUGUCAUAUGAUACCAAUAUCUUCACUCUUUAAAACAUGUUUGAACUUGCAGCCUGCGAAAGACAAGUCGGUCAGGCGCUGUGACCCAGCGGUGCUCCUGCUCUUUCCCCUCCCUCUGCAGAAGCGUGUAGUGUAUAGAAGUUGAGUUGUCUGGGCGUGUUCAUUGUGCUCUCAUGGCUGGAUUAACAACUGCGCCAUAUGUAGCUUUCUUCAUAUCUAUAUGGAUAGUUUCUCCGACUGUAGCAGACCAAAAAGAGGUAACAGUGAAGGCUGGACAGGAUGUCACUGUUGACUGUCUGGUCCCCAGAGAUGCUGAGAUCCUAUUGUUGAAGUGGAGCAGAUCUGACCUGAAGUCAGACGGUUACAUCUUCUUUGUCAGAGAAAACCGCCACUAUGAGAGCGCCCAGCAUCCAUCGUAUCAUGGUCGAGUGGAGCUGAGAGACCCACAGAUGAAGGCCGGAGAUGUUUCUGUUGUUCUGAAGAACGUCAACGUCAAGGACACCGGAACUUAUGAGUGUCGAGUUUCAAUGAGAAGCAGGGAGACAGCCGUCGAGUUCAGUCACUUCAUCAAGCUGACCAUCACAGAAUCAGGUCACACUGAUGGACACACCGUCACUGGUGAAUAUCAUAUACUGAUAUUUAUGCCACUGUCAGUGUUUGUUGUUUUUGUUAUUAUCAUCUGUAGAAAAUAUAUAAAGAAGAAGCUGAUUAACAGCAGCAUCUGGUAGUGACUCAGUGUCAGUUAUUUGGGUUUAGGUUAUUUCCUUUUGUUGUAAAACCCUGUGAAUGUGAAAAACUUCCAAAACAACGGAAAUCACACGGAUCAGUUUGACUGUGUGAGGAGAACAUGUUUUAAUCUUGCGUCUUAUUUGUGAAUUAAUUAAAAAUAGUUUAUAAUCAGUGGCUCACUCUUCUGCCUCACUUUAGUAGCUUGUAAUCUCCGUCAAAUUAAAAGCACCAGUGGUGUA
Molecule: messenger RNA, 1114 nt
Organism: Sander lucioperca (pikeperch)
Lineage: Eukaryota; Metazoa; Chordata; Actinopteri; Perciformes; Percidae
Product: butyrophilin-like protein 8
Exons: 5
Coding region: 320-874 (184 amino acids)
Source: RefSeq, a predicted model, not a curated record